AUGUUUUUUUCCUUCCUUAUUUGUUUCAUAUUUGUUAUUAUUGAAUUUAUAGAAAGUUAUAAAAAAAUUCCACAGAUCAGUGAUAUAUAUUUUAGAAAGCUUGAUAAGAAUUAUCAUAUAAAAGAUGAUAUAAUAAAUUAUAAUAGAUUUAAAUAUGUUUACAAAAUAAAGAACCAUCCACUAAAUGAAAUAAAAGAAGAGGUAUUAAAUUUUUUAAAAAAAAAAACAUCUUUUUAUUUAGUAUAUAAUAAAUGCCCACUUUAUUAUAAGGAUUUAUGUUUUAAAGAAAUACUUAUAAAAGAUACAAACGAAACAACUUCCAUAAAAAAUAAUUUUUUUUUUUCUCAUGAUUAUUUAUUUAUUCCUCAAGCAACGUCUUUAUUCCCAUACAUAUAUGAUUUAUUAAAAAAUAAUAACACACAACAGAAUAAUAUUCAAAAAUGUAAUGAUACAAUAAAUGUAAAUAAUUAUGCAUGUAAUGAUAAUACAGCUAAUAAUGUUGAUGUAAAUAAAAAUAUAAAAAAAAAAAAAAAAGAUGAUUAUAUUAAUAAAGAUAUCAUUGAAAAUAAUAAUGUACAUAUAAUAAAUAAUUCAAACAUAUUAAAUAAAGAAAGCGAUAAUUUUUGUAUUAUAUCAAAUAUUUUUAGGAAGGAUAAUAUUGAUAAAUUACAUUUCCCUUUUUUUAAUCAAAUCGAUAUCUAUUUUAAAAUAACAAACGAAUUAGUACACAAAAAAAAACAACUUGUAUAUUUUUUGUGUGAAUUAUUAUCUACCAUUUUUGGAAAUAAUUAUAAAUGGAGAAUAAGAAAAGAUUCUUUUGAUUUUACUACACACUCAUUACAAGCAGAAGUAUUUCAUAAUAACAAAUGGAUAGAAAUUUUAGGUAGUGGAAUAUUAAAAAAUAAAAUUAUUUUCAACAAAAAAAAAAAUUAUGAAAUCAAUGAUUAUCUAGCUGUAGGAAUAGGAUUAGAUAGAAUUGCUAUGAUAAAAUGGGAUAUUGAAAGAAUAAGAGAUUUAUAUUUAUAUAUUUAUAAUACAGAAAAAAAUCUAUAUUCUGGAGAGCAACAUAAUCAAAAAGAUGAUAAAUUUUCACACCAUAUAUCAAAUGAAAUAUUCAAUAAAAAUAUAAAUGAAUAUGUUGUUAACAAUAAGGAUGACUCAUAUAAUUAUAAUAAUGAAAAAAAUUAUUUCUUAAAAAAUAAAAAAAAUGAAAACCAAAAUGAUAAAAACCAAUAUGAUAAGAACCGACAUGAUAAGAACAAACAUGAAAAUAUUUUAUUAAAUUCACCAAAAUUGGAAGGUCAAAAAUUAAAACAUAAUUUAUUAACACAUAUAAAACAAAAUGUUCAUAUAGAACAAAACACAAAAAAUACAAAUAUAAUACCUGAUGAAGUUUUAUACUUUUCAAAUUUAUAUAAUAUAAAAGAUGAACAACGAGAUUUAUCUUUCUAUUCAAAUGAACAAUGGAACAAUGAAGAUUUUAUAAAAAAUAUUAUGCAAUUAAAAAAUAUAAAAAAUUUACAUUUUUUAAAAACAGUCUAUCUUUUUGACAUAUUUUUAAAUAAACAAUCAAACAAAACAAGUUAUGCAUAUAAAUUUGUUUAUACGCCAACAACAAAUAUAAAGGAACAGCAUGUUUUUAAAAAUCAUGUAAAAGAAUUACAUGAACAAAUAAUAAAACAAAUAACAAAAAUGUACAAUAUAAUUAUUAGAUAA
This is a messenger RNA of Plasmodium adleri (nom. inval.), 1716 nucleotides long. Its product is annotated as phenylalanine--tRNA ligase. Lineage: Eukaryota; Apicomplexa; Aconoidasida; Haemosporida; Plasmodiidae. Gene Ontology annotation, molecular function: phenylalanine-tRNA ligase activity; ATP binding; tRNA binding. Gene Ontology annotation, cellular component: mitochondrion; cytoplasm. Gene Ontology annotation, biological process: phenylalanyl-tRNA aminoacylation. Bases 1 to 1716 code for a protein of 571 amino acids. The record is from RefSeq and is a predicted model, not a curated record. The transcript is spliced from 2 exons.